AUGGCCAUUCAUCCGAGAUUACGACCCCAGGCGUCCCAGGCGAGUCUGUCGCCACAGCAAACUAUGGCCAUCUCCGCAUGGACGGAACAAGCCACCGCGUCGCUACAGGAUCUGUCCCUCUCCGAGUCCGCCCCAGCCAACAUGCCUGUCCAGCCCUCCACACCAACAUGCUCCAGUCUCCGCGGCGUGACCGUUCCCCUCUCGAUUCCCCUUGACGAUGAACCACCGGUCGCUCCAUCCGCGCAAGCGAAGGUGACUGGAGAGCCUCGGUCCACGCCGACAGUCAGUUUCCGGCGUCGCGCGCCUCUACGACAGGAUAGUUUGAAGAGUCGGGAGGCACUGCUUAAGGGCAAAGACGGUAGCCGCCGGCGACAAAGAUGGGAGAAUGACCGUUUGUUGCAUAACCCAUGGGCCGAGCCACCAUCUUCAAAGGAUUGGGACAUUGAACCGACCUAUACACGUCAUAACCCAAUGCCAUACUAUCUGGCCCCGCUCUGGGAUGUCCACUAUUCCCGUGUGGCAGACCAUGAUGCAGCUCGUAAGAACGCCGCCAAAGCCGCUAACACGAAGUAUCGCGUCCCCAAGGAACUCCGGUCGAGAUUGAAACAUACGCGUGCUGCUCGCGGCAUGCUGCAAGAUCUGGAAGAUGACGUCCGACUGUUCAUUCGUAAGUGGAAUGAGAAGCGGCAAUAUCUUGCAAGUGAGGGUCUCCAGGAUGCACCCGACUUCUCAGCAAGUGAUGACUCAGAAGAUGAGAUUGUCUUUGUUGGUCGCAAUGGACAGAUGCAUGACUCCCCAGAGCGACGACGGACGCUUGAGAAGCUACGUCAGGAGCUCAGCAUGCAUGAUGAGCGGGAUGGUGAGAAGAUGGUUUUCGAGAGCUUGGUGGAUGACCGUGCAGCGGCAUUUGGACGUUGGCUCGUACACUCCAUUGCCUCCUAUUAUGGGCUGCACACCUGGUCAGUGACGGUCGGUGAACCUGCUCGCCGAGAAGCCUAUGUGGGAUUCCACCCGCCGAUGCCUGGCAGCCGAGUUGGCCUAGUCACUCAGCCUGCCUGUCACACGGAGCUGCUUAACCCCGGCGAAGAGCUUCCUCGGCCCCUUUACGCGCAGGUUUAG
Molecule: messenger RNA, 1119 nt
Organism: Penicillium angulare
Lineage: Eukaryota; Fungi; Ascomycota; Eurotiomycetes; Eurotiales; Aspergillaceae
Exons: 3
Coding region: 1-1119 (372 amino acids)
Molecular function (GO): nucleic acid binding
Source: RefSeq, a predicted model, not a curated record